AUGAACUCCAAGCAGCAUCCCUCAAUGUCAAUAAAAGUUCAGGAGAUCAAUGAGAACAUGCGGUCAGAAAGGUAGGUUUACUGAGCAGAUGAGUGAACAAAUUAGCAAUAUUGUGCACAAUUCAGUAGGGUUGGGUAUAGUGUAUAUUUCUCCCUCUUACCCCUGUUGGUCUUUCCCCAGUUGGUCUGUAUCUCAGACUCAGUCAGAACCUUGAUGAAGUCCUCCUUGAUACCAGUGACCUGAACCACACACUGAUACUUGUUGUUCUUCCAUUCCUCAGGCGUCACUGUGAGGGGGACGCUUUUCUGGAAGGUUCCAUCAUCGUUGUGGAGAGUCUCUCCAUUCUCCACAUCUUCAUGCUGAUCUUGUCCGUCUUUCUGCCAGAACACCAUGACUCCACUGGGGUAGAAACCUGUAGCGUGGCAGGUCACUGGAGAGGAGGGGGUCUUCUGGAGCAGAGACACUAAGGGAUGGACUGGAGAGAGAGAAGGGGGAAAGGAGGGAGUGUAGUGUAGUGUUGAGAGGGGGAAUAGACAGACGCACACAGAUAGAGAUGGGAGAGAAAAUGACAGAGAGGGUAGCAGUAGAGAGAAAAAGACAGAGAGGGUAGCAGUAGAGAGAAAAAGACAGAGAGGGUAGCAGUAGAGAGACAGUUAAAUGAUAAAGAAAAUACUAUUGUCAUUCAAAACAACAAUUUCAUGUCUCUUAAAAACAAUUGAUUUUGAAAUUAUUCCUGAUAAUGAAAUAUCACAUAAUUCCUGUGUAAGUCGAGCUAUGUCAUGUGUCUCUGUACCUGUCCUCUGCAGAGUGCUCUUCCCAUAGUCCAGAUACUUCUUCAGCCACUCAAUGCACUCCUGGGUGAGGUAGUGUUUCUGCUGCUCAUUGAAACCCAUGUUUCUGUCCCACUUGUGUUUGGUGAUGACUGCCUGUGGUGUUGGGGCGAUCCAUGUCUUUGUCUUCUGGUCAAAUGCUACGAAAUCCUCCCCAUCAUAUCCAAACUGCAUAAACCCCUCUGUGACUCCAGAUUCAUCAUCCCACUCACAGCCAUACAUCGUCUGAAAAACAUGCACACCUAAGAGGGAGGGAGAGACAGAGGGAGAGAGGAUAAUCAACACUGUGCAUCGCUCCUCCAGAUUCAGUCUGCCAAUGGGAUCUCUAUCAUCAUGUAUUAGUUGUUCAAUCAGACUGGAAUAAAACAGAGAGAUCCAGCUCAGACCUCUACAGUGUGGUGAUGAUGUCACACCUUCACCACAGAGACAGAGUUGAUGAGGAGCCUCAGAGAGUGUGGAUCUAUUCUACACCAGCUGAUGUUGGCUUGGUUCUAUCUACUGUGUUGAAGAUACACAUUGUGUUCAGUACAGUAGUGUUAUUCUAACAAUUGGAUGUUGUGUAAGACUGUAGUUUUCAGUGAGGUGUGUAAAUGAAUAAAACACUGUAGGGCUGUCCCCAACUAAAAAAAAUCUUGGUCGACCGAGAGUAGUCUGUUCCUUUGACCAAUUGAUUGGUCGAAAUUUCGAAACGAUAUAAAUUUAUAUAUUUGUGAAAUCGCUUUAUCCGACAUUUUGCCAUUGCGUGAGGCUUGGUGCUCACGGAAUCAGUAUGCUAUUAAACAAACACUCAAACAAGCAACACAAGCAGGAUCUGUCUUAUUUCUGUAGAUAUAUAUGGAUAAUUUAUAAAGCAACAUACAGGGAAAGGCACCAAUUCAACGGCGCACUGAAGAUUAUGUUUCAGAACCGCGGACAGCGACCGCUAUCCAACGCGGGAGAAAGCGCAUUUGUUAUAAAAUAAUUAUAUAUUUAUUAGUGUUGCACCAUUAUUCUUAGAUAAUAGAAACAUAUACAAUUUCAGUUGCACAUGUCUUUGAUGGACUGUGCCAUCCCCCAAUGGAUGAAUCUACUGAGACAGGAGCCUAUCAGACAGGUGGCUUGUGCACCAUGGGAAAAAUUAUCUCGGUCGACCAACAGCCUAUCAACCAAACAAUCGACCAGUCGACUAAAUGGGGUCAGCGCUAGAAGAGAGUUCCCCUGAGAUUCUGAUCAGCUCCAGCAGCAGAGCCUACAGGGAGUCACUGGGAGCUUUGGUCCAUUAGAGCAGAGAAGACCAAAGACACAUCUUCAUCAUCAUCACCACCACCAUCAUCAUCAUCAUCAUGUUCUGCUGCUCUACUUCUCAAAGUAUAUAAAUUAUAUACACUGAACAAAAAUAUAAAUGCAACAUGUAAAGUGUUGGCCCCAUGUUUCAUGCUCUGAAAAUUUUUUCUGUCAAAUGUCUGCACAAAUGUGUUUACAUCCCUGUUUGUGAGCAUUUCUGCUUUGCCAAGAUAAUCCACCCAACUGACAGGUGUGGCAUAUCAAGAAGCUGAUUAACCAGCAUGAUCAUUACAUACUUGUACCUUGCGCUGCGGAAAAUAAAAGACCACUCUACAAAUGCAGUUUUAUAACGCAACACAAUGCCAGUUUUAAGGGAGCGUGCAAAUGGCAUGCUGACUGCAGGAAUAUCCAACAGAGAUAUUUGCCAGAUAAUUUAAUGUUCAUUACUCUACCAUAAGCUGCCUCCAAGGUCAUUUUAGAGUAUUUGGCAGUAUGUCCAACUGGCCUCACAACCGCAGACCACGUGUAUGGUGUCGUGAGGGCGAGCGGUUUACUGAUGUCAACGUUUUGAACAGAGUGCCCCAUGGUGGCGGUGGGGUUAUGGCAUGGGCAGGCAUAAGCUAUGGACAAGGAACACAAUUGCAUUUUAUCGAUGGAAAUUUGAAUGCACAGAGAUACCGUGACGAGAUCCUGAGGCCCAUUGUCGUGCCAUUCAUCCGCCGCCAUCACCUCAUGUUUCAACAUGAUAAUGCACGGCCCCUGUCGCAAGGAUGCUCUGGAUUGACGUGUACGACAGCAUGUUCCAGUUCCCGCCAAUAUCUAGUAACUUCGCACAGCCAUUGAAGAGGAGUGGGACAACAUUCCACAGGCCAAACUCAACAACCUGAUCAAUUCUAUGGUGAUGUGUCGUGCUGCAUGAGGCAAAUGGUGGUCACAGCAGAUGCUGACUGGUUUUCUGAUCCACACCCCUACCUUUUUUUUAAAGGUAUCUGUGACCAACAGAUUCAAAUCUUUAUUCCCAGUCAUCUGAAAUCCAUAGAUUAAGGCCUAAUUAAUGUAUUUAAAUUGUGACUCAGUAAAAUCUUUGAAAUUGUUAAAAGUUGCGUUUAUAUUUUUGUUCAGUAUAUAAAGACGUUAUUACAGCAAAGGCUAAAAACAGUUGCAUGCAUUUGCGAAUUGCGGUUCAUUUAUUGUUUAGGCUAAUUAUUCAAAGCUCCCUUUGGCAUUUUGUUAAAAAACUAAAACACUUCAUUGCAUUUCAAUGCAUGAAUGACUCGUCUGUGUGAUGACAUGAACAAAUGAUUGAUUGAUACAGUAGCCUAUUUAUUGAAAUAUAAGCCUAAGUAAGUUGCGGUAUUAACACAGCUAAACAGGACGUGCCCUUAGCUCUACAGCUUGAUGGUGGUUAUACAAGGCUGCUAUACUAAGCCUACUAAUGAUAAUGACAUUACUUAAUAAUAAUGAUCAUAAUAAUAAUGGCUCAAACAAAUUGUCUGCAACAGUGAAAUGGGCUACUUCUAUGUGAAUUAAUGAGGAGGUGGAACACACUUCAAUUCAAACCAUUGUUAGAAAAUAAAACUAUAUAAAAGUUGAAACUACAGAUAAUUAGCAGGCAGCGUGCCUUGGUUCGAGGGAAACGCGGGUUAACGCCUUGAUCACACCAACAGCGUCAUUGCAUCAAUGCUGCAUAACAUUUUGCGCAGCUACGCAACUAUACUGAAUGCAGGUAUCUACACACGUGUUGCAGGCGGUCGCAUGAGGUUGUUAGACACAUGGAGGAGAGAAUAAUUUUCGCAGUAUCCUCAAAACCGUGUCUUUUUGACACAACUGCUGACAGCUACAUGGACAUAAACAUGACAGGAUUGCCAGGUCAGUUUAGUAGUGAGCUUGUUCUAGAUGUGGCUAGCUAGCUAGUGAAGUGUGUGUGUGUGUGUGUGUGAGAGAGAGAAAUAGUAAUAUAAAUGAUGCUAGUUACUACCCAUGAUAAUUUGGCCAAAUAACCAUUUGUGUGAGAGAGUGUGAGUGUGUAUGUGAGAGAGUGUGUGAGUGUGCAUGUGAGAGUGUGUGUGUGUGUGUGUGUGAGAUAAAUAGUAAUAGAAAUGAUGGUAGAUACUACCCCUGAUCAUUUGGUCAGAUAACCUUGUGUGUGUGUCUUUGUGUACAGUAGGUGACAUGUCCAUGAUAGCUAUCUAAUAAUUAUAGUUAUGCUAGGUGGUGCUUUGGCUUAUCAUGUUCAUGUCUAUGUAGAAGAAGACUGUAGGAGGAAGUGGAGAGGACUCAGGGACAGGUAUCAGAGAGAGAGAAGGGAAGAGAAAGAGAAGAAGAGGUCUGGGCCAGCAGCUUCAGGCCAGCAGCCUUGGUGCUUCGGCCACAUUCUUUCUUUUCUGGAUCCAUUUAUUGUGCCUAGGGCAUUGAGUGGCAAUUUUACAGCCAGACCCUCUACGUCAUCCACAAGUGCGACCACCGCCUCCACCGGUGCAUCAAGACCCUCUACGUCAUCUAUAAAUGCGACCACCGCCGCCACUGGUGCAUCAAGACCCUCUACGUCAUCUAUAAAUGCGACCACCGCCUCCACCAGUGCAGUGAGACGCUCUACGUCAUCUACAAGUGCGACCACCGCCACCACCGGUGCAACGAGACCCUCCACGACGUCUACGUCAUCCACAAGUAUGACCACCACCGGUGCGGCCAUGGAAGAUGCUGA
This is a messenger RNA of Coregonus sp. 'balchen', 4797 nucleotides long. The record is from the annotation of a GenBank genome assembly. NCBI's taxonomy places the organism in Eukaryota, Metazoa, Chordata, Actinopteri, Salmoniformes, Salmonidae.